UGCUGUUAUGGCUUCUAGUGGGGUGAUGGUGAGCGCCUCCGGCUCGGCCAGUGAGGCCCCUGAGGUUCCGGACAACGUAGGAGACCUGGCUCAUUUGGGACUCUUUGCUGCCAGAGUUGGGCUGGCCAGGGACUUAAUUGACAUCGAUUGGAUGGCACCUCAGCCAGGGGUGUAGCCAGAUAAUGGAAUUCCCGUGUACUCAAACUUCCCGAAGACAGCCUACUGUCUAGGAGCAUGAGGUACUACCCCGGUGGCAGCUGAAGUUGACGCCCUCUUCUCCUUGCCUGAACCUGCACCCCACCCCUCCACUCCAGGGCAGCCCCCAGCUUCAGCUGAGACGUUGCCUCUGCACAGUUGUGUGUGUAGUUCCCAAGGUUCUGCAGAGGGUGAUCCUUGCCCUUGUCCUGAGGAGUAGUGAUGGUUCUUGAAAAAAAUAUUUCAAAUAAAGCUUACAC
This is a messenger RNA of Peromyscus maniculatus bairdii (prairie deer mouse), 455 nucleotides long. Lineage: Eukaryota; Metazoa; Chordata; Mammalia; Rodentia; Cricetidae. The record is from RefSeq and is a predicted model, not a curated record.